AUGUCCGUAAAGACCUUCGUCACGAUCGCAUCCGGCGCCAGCGGGAUAGCUAUCGCGGCAGCUAUCAUUUGUUUCGGCCUACUCCUUAGCGACAUCAACUCGUUCUACGACGAUGCGGUCACCGACUUGGGCGAGUUCAAGGAAUUCGCGGACGACGCCUGGAACACGAUGAUUCGAAGCAGCAAAGCGGACAGUCUCGAACUCGAAAGUUUUGAGUCCAUGAUGAUGUACGCCAGAGAAAAAAGAGGCGCCGGCGGCUCCUGCAACUGUGGAGCGCAGCCAAACAACUGUCCCGUGGGACAACCCGGACCCCCUGGAGAGAACGGAGCACCCGGAGAGGAUGGACCUCCUGGUCAACCUGCUCCUCACGGAAACAAAGGCAUCGGAAUGGUUGGAAUGCCAAACGAACCCGUUGGAUGUAUCCAGUGCCCACCCGGCCCAGCAGGACCACCAGGACCAGAUGGACUCAUCGGAGAAGCUGGUCCCGACGGCCAAAACGGCGCCGAUGGGCCACCAGGACCUAACGGAAAUCCUGGAAUCUCAGGCGAGCCAGGAGAUGCUGGCGAACGAGGAGAACCAGGAGCACCCGGACUUCCAGGAGCCGACGGAUCAAAGGGAACCAGAGGCAAAGGAGCUCCUGGAGCACCCGGAGCACCAGGAAUGCUGGGAGUUGCAGGAGAUGCCGGAGCCGCAGGAGAGAAUGGAAACGAUGGAGCACCAGGACAACCGGGCAUUGCUGGGGCUCCAGGCAAAGACGGUGAGAAAGGCGGUGAUGGAACACCCGGCGGAGAUGGACCACCCGGUCUUCCAGGAGGUGACGCCUCGUACUGCCCCUGCCCACGCAGGACCAGCGACAUUCUUGUCCAGGCAUCGCAGACAAAAGUCAAAGAACAGGGAUACUAA
Messenger RNA from Ostertagia ostertagi, 903 nucleotides. Lineage: Eukaryota; Metazoa; Nematoda; Chromadorea; Rhabditida; Trichostrongylidae. The record is from the annotation of a GenBank genome assembly.